Molecule: messenger RNA, 1227 nt
Organism: Symbiodinium natans
Lineage: Eukaryota; Dinophyceae; Suessiales; Symbiodiniaceae
Source: the annotation of a GenBank genome assembly
AUGGAAGCGUUGUGGAACGAAGACCUGGGCAGUCGGCGGGCAAGUGCCUGGAAGGAGCUACUGCUGGGUGGAAUCACCUUGCAAGAUGACUCUGGAGACUACGACACACUCUGCAAGCAGGAAUGCGCGUAUGAUGCGGCGAUUCGCCGAGAUGUACAUAGAACGCUUCCCCAAGAACCGCUCUUCAGGGAAGAUGGACACGGGCAGCACAUGCUCUUCAGGCUGCUUCAUGCCCUGGCGAUCCGACUCAGUGAAAUCGGCUACUGUCAAAGCCUGAACUUCGUCGUUGCAACGAUGGUCCUGGUGUUUCCGGAUGAUGAGCUCUCAUCCUUCAACUGCGGCUUGGCCCUUCUUCUGCGGCACUCUUUGGUGGACCUGUACAGGCCAAAGUUCCAGAAGUUGGGUGUGGUGCUCUGGCAGUUCGACCGCCUUGUUGAGGGCUUCCUGCCGAAGGUUCACGCAGCCCUCACAAGGCAUGGUGUGAACUCCGAGUACUACGCGAUGCAGUGGUUCCUGACCCUCUACGCCAGUGAUUUGCCACAGGAGGUGGUCCGCAGAAUCUGGGAUCGCUUCCUGGUUGCUGGCUGGAGGGUCGUCGUGCAAAUCGGCUUGGCCCUACUGUAUCGCAUCCAAGACUCCUUGAUUCAUAUGGACCCUUGUCGGGCGCUCCCUUUUCUGAAGAGGUUCACGCGGAAUGCGAAGCUGACUUCGAAGGAGCUCCUGGACACGGCGGCCACAUUCAAGGUUUCGCAUCGGAUGCUCUCUGCCCUUGAAGCAGCCUAUGGCUGGCCGGGAGAGUCGCAGCUGACUGUAAUCAAAGACCUGAACAGUGGCCAGGUCCACUGGAUCGUCCAAGCGGUGCAGCCGAAGUUGAGUUGCGCAUACAGCGAAUCGGCAGACGUGGAGGAGGAGCCUGCAAUCCGAUCUUUUGCACGAGCCUCUGCCAGCUCUGGAGAAGGUGAUCGCAACUGUCCUCAAGGAAAAGUCCUGCCAUUUCUGCUGCACAACCUAGAUACUGGCGAGACGACCAUGAUGGAGAAGGCUUUCUCCCAGUACAAGGGGGAGAUGCACCAGCAAGCCCGUGCCAAAGCCGGUCCGGCGCAGGCGGCGCCCUCAGCUGCCGAGAUGCCAGCGGUGAGCGGCGAGCUGCCGGAUCAGGCAACCGCUGGCAGCUUCUGGAUGCAGACUGUUCAGCGGCAAGCCGAGCGCCGGCUUGCCCAAGCAUGA